Messenger RNA from Leptidea sinapis, 3249 nucleotides. It is a transcript of the gene Srrm1, whose product is annotated as serine/arginine repetitive matrix protein 1. Lineage: Eukaryota; Metazoa; Arthropoda; Insecta; Lepidoptera; Pieridae. The coding region runs from base 261 to 3059 and encodes 932 amino acids. The transcript has 14 exons. The record is from RefSeq and is a predicted model, not a curated record. Gene Ontology annotation, cellular component: spliceosomal complex. Gene Ontology annotation, biological process: mRNA processing; regulation of mRNA splicing, via spliceosome. Gene Ontology annotation, molecular function: RNA binding.
UCUUUUCGAGGCGCUUCUGUGAUUCAUAAUGGCGAAAUUGUCGUAUAUUUUUUAAUAUGAUAUAUGGACUUCUAAAAACUUUUGAAAAGAAAUGAUUUUUUUCUUAUAUGAGAUACUGUUUAAGCCAAGCAGUAUUGAAAUAGAAGAAAUAUUAUUAAGAAAGUGAUUUCAAAUAACCUAAUAGCGGCUUGCUAGCCAAUUUGCAAGCUGACGCUUGCGUUUUACUAGUUUAUUGAUUAUUUACCCGAAUAAUAUCAAAUAUGAUGAUGUAUACGGGGACUAGUACAGAACAGGACACACGCUUCAGUGACAAGGAGAAGAAGUUGAUGAAGCAAAUGAAGUUUGGUGACUGCUUGACGCAACAGGUGGACAUGUCGAAGGUGAAGCUGGACAUCAUUAAGCCGUGGAUAACUCAGAAGAUCACGGAGAUCCUCAAGAUGGAAGACGACGUCGUCAUCGACUACGUCAACAACCAACUCGAGGAAAAGUUCCCUUGCCCCAAAAAGAUGCAGAUCAAUUUGACGGGUUUCCUGAACGGCAAGAACGCGCGGCUGUUCAUGGGAGAACUGUGGGAGCUGCUGCUGAGUGCGCAGGCCAGCGAGAGUGGGAUACCGGACACAUUUACUCAACAGAAGAAAGAGGAAAUAAAGAAGAGGAUGGAGGAGCAGAAAGAUAAGGAGAAGGACAGAGACCGGCGCCGCAGCUCGCGCUCCAGGAGUCGCUCCAGACGCUCGCGGGACAGGGAGCGGCGCCGCUCCAGGACACGCUCCAGGGACCGGUCAGCGGACAGGAAAUAUCGCGGAAGCAGCUCAUCUCGUAGAUCUCGUCGUAGAAGUCGGGACAAGAGUCCACCUAAAUCCACCCACAUUGAGGAAAUUAAACUACCAGAACCUAAAGAGAAUGGCAAGUCACCACGGCAAGAGACGAAUGAAGUAUCGGAUGUGAAGGAGGAGGAAGAAACCGUACAGAAUCAUACUAAUGAUUCCGUGAAAGAAGAACUAAAUGACAGUGGGGAGAAAGCUGUUGAGAGCAAUGGAAAAAAGUCAAGAUCGGCGUCGCCUGCUAAGUCUGUUGAGGGUAAGGAAGAUGGUGAGAAGACAGUGGAAAAGAAGCAAAGGUCUUCAAGUGAACGGCGGUCGUCGUCUCGCUCGUCGCAUGGCAGUAUCAAGAAACCGACUUCGCUCAAGAAGCGCCACUACCGCUCCAACAGGGACUCCUCUACCAGCGUCAGUCCUCGACGUAGCUCUCGAAGAGAGAGAAGCAAGUCGCGGCAACGUAGCAGUCGACGUCGGUCAGUGGACCGGCGAGACAGAGAGCGAGAUAGAGAACGGGAACGAGAGCGGGAGAGGGAGAGGGAAAGAGAGCGGAGGCGGCGCGAGCGGGAGAGGAGAGACAGGUCCCGCGAGCGUCGGCGAUCGCUGGAGAAACGUAGACGUUCCCGAUCGCGGUCUCGACGCCGUUCAAACGACAGGUCUCGCGAGCGUCGUCGUUCGCGGUCUCGUAGACGUUCCCGUUCAGUGCGGCGCUCGGGCCGCAGGUCCAGGGACAGGCGCUCAAGAGACAGGAAGUCUAGAGACAGGGACAGGCGCUCUAGAGACCGCUCCAGGGACAGACGUUCAAAGGACCGCACCAAGGACAGAAAGUCGAGGGACAGAAAGUCACGUGACAGAAGAUCCAGUGAUUUGAUUAAGGAGCGACUCGAGAAAUCUGUGUCGAUACCACGUAAAGAAAACUUGGAAAAACCGCGAGUUAAGUCGGUAGAACGAGUAUCUCUGCCGCGCGACGAACCCAAGGUUCAAGUAUCUAGUUCGAGUCGGGAAUCUUCCGUAGAAAAAAAAGAUAAAUCCGAUUCAAAAGAUAAAACUAGGAGUAAGUCUAUUCAUUCAUCUGAUGAAGACGAUUUCGUUGCUAUACCAGUAAUACGGGAAUAUUCCAAGAGCCUUUCUCGCACACCAUCGCCGUUCCUGCGAAGGCGCGUGGCCAAGAAAUCAGACCGAUCCGCUGAUGAGGCCUCUGAAAAAGAGCAAGCCGAAGAAAAGAGAGAAGAAAGAGUUGAAGAAGUGAAGAAAACAAAACGUAAACCAAAACAAUCCGAGUCUGAAAGUGAGAGCAGCGAAGAGCCGCCGAAAUCUAAAAAAAAUAAACUGAAAAGAAAGGAGAAGGCUACUUCGAAAAGGUCAAAAAAAGCAAAGAAGGAAACCUCAUCGAGCGAUAGUGAAUCUGACGAUUCCUCAUCUAGUGAAUCUGAAGACGACAGAAAGAAGAAAAAUAAGAAAAAUUCGAAGAAGAAGUUGGCCAAGAAAUCGAGGAAGAAACGUGCUCGGUCCUCAAGUUCUGAAUCUAGUUCUGAAGAGGAGGUCAAGCAUAAGAGUUCCAAAUCGAAACAAAAGAACAUUCCAGAUGAAUCAGACGGUGAUAAAAAAUCUAAAAAACGUAAAGACCCAAGUGUUGAUAGAUUGAAAACUGAUAAAGUGGAUUCUAAGCAAGCUAAGGCUAAAAAAACAGAUCAUUCUGAUGAUUCGAAUGAUGAAAGCUCUGAAAGUGAUGAAAAAUCAAAGAAGAAAACUAAACGUGAUUCGUCUUCAGAUAAAGAUGUGAGGCGCAAGAAGUCUGAGUCUUCAAAGACUGGAUCUCCCGAGCUUCAUAAAGCAAAAAAAGAUGAUAAGACAAAAGGUAAGCAAAGUGAAGAAACAAAGGCCAAAUCCCGUGAUGAUGUCGAAAGAAAAGGUAAAAAACGCGAAAAGGACGAAUCGUCCUCUGAUAGUGAUCAGGUGUCUAAGAAGAAAGCUAAAAAGAAAGUUUCUGAUUCAGAUUCUGAUUCUGAGAGUGAUGAGCCUAAGAAGUCCAAAAAAGCUAAGAAACAUAAGAAACAUUCGAAAAAGCACAAGAAGCAUAAGAAACAUAAGAAGUCGUCUAAAAAGAAGGAUGAAUCGUCUGAAAGUGAGGAAGCAGAAGAAGAAGAAGAAAAUAAAGUCAAUAACGAGGAUUUAGAAAAGAAACUUCGAGAAAGGGCACUUAAAUCCAUGAAAAAACAAAAUAGCGCAUCUGGCUCGGAGUAAACAUGCCCCUUUAUUUUUAGUAACGCAGUCAGGCAAUUUUUUUCAAUUCGUAUUUUAAAAUGUUUGGUUUAAACACAGGCGUAGAAGUAGUUUUUAAUUUACAGUGUUGUAUUCUAACAAUAAUGAAGUAUGUAUUGUAUAACUAUAAGAUUGACAAUGUCCUCGUUGGUAAUAAACUUGAAUAGGAAAA